Molecule: messenger RNA, 1695 nt
Organism: Myripristis murdjan (pinecone soldierfish)
Lineage: Eukaryota; Metazoa; Chordata; Actinopteri; Holocentriformes; Holocentridae
Product: zinc-binding protein A33-like
Exons: 2
Coding region: 1-1695 (564 amino acids)
Molecular function (GO): zinc ion binding
Source: RefSeq, a predicted model, not a curated record
AUGGCUUCUGCUUCUUACAUGGAGGAUUUGACUUGUUCUAUCUGUCUGACUAUCUUCACUGAUCCAGUGAGCCUUCUCUGUGGCCACUCUUUCUGCAGAGAAUGUAUCACCAUCUCUCUGAGCAAAAAGGACCAGUGUCCACAGUGUCGGACAACUGUUCCGAAACAGACGGAAUAUCUCCCAACCAGCCACAUUCUGAAAAGCCUUGCUGAUAAAGCUAAAGAAGCUGAGAAGAUAAAGAGAGAACAGGGAGAUGAAACCACAGGGGUUUCUGAAUCGUUGUGCCCUGAGCAUGAAGAAAAGCUGAAACUAAUUUGUGAAACAGAUCAACAAUUAGCCUGCGUUAUAUGCCGAGAUGGGGAGAAGCAUGAUGGACACAAAUUUAAACCAAUCAGAGAAGCAGCUACAUCUCUGAGGCGGGAGCUGGAGAAGGGUAUGGGGCACCUUCCUGAUGACAUCAAGGCCAUAGAGAGCUUAGCCAGAACACAGAGAGAAGAAAUAACAAAAACACAUGUGAAGUCCCAGCAGCUGAUGACCCAAAUCAGCACCCAGUUUGAGGAGAUGCAUCAGUUUCUGAGACAGAGAGAAGAGGAGAUAAAGAAUGAGCUAAAGGAGAAAAAGACAGAGGCUGUAGAGGAGAUGACUGAGAAAUUACAGGCGAUGGACCUGGCGUUGUCUGAGAGUAGAGAGCUGCAGGUGAAGAUGACAGCAGCUCUGGAAAUUUCUGACUCACUGAAGUUCUUGCAGAGCUGGACUGAAGUGAACAACAUGCUGACUCCAGAGUGUUUGUUCAGGCCCAGAGCAAAUGAUCUGCAGGUAGCCCGCACUUCUCUGAGUUUGGGUCCUUAUGAAAGUCACCUGCAGUUCUUUGUGUGGAAGGAGAUGCUUCAGGUGGUCAAGCCCCGGGCAGAACUGCUCUCAUUGAUGAAAAAUACAGAUGUAACUGUGUCUGAUGACAGACGCAGUUUGCUUUGUGCUCCCAAAAGCAGCCAAUCUCAAUCAGGUUCAUCAUUUGGCCAAACCACAGGACGUUAUGGAUUUGGUUCAGCCCAAGCCACAGGAACACUUGGGUCUUCCUCUACCUUUGGAAUUAGUUCAGCCCAAGCCAAAUUAGCAUUUGGGUCUCCCUCUACCUUUGGAUUUGGUUCAGCUCAAGCCACAGGAGCAUUUGGGUCUUCCCCUACCUUUGGAUUUGGUUCAGCCCAAGCCACAGGAACAUUUGGGUCUUCCCCUACCUUUGGAUUUGGCCCCACCCAAGACAAGGGAUUAUUUGGAUCUGGCUCAAAUCUUAUGGCACAUGAAGACAGUUCUUUUGUAAAAAUGGGGGCUAUGAAGACAAAUCAGGCAUUCAGUGUCAAUGAGUUCAGCUCAGGGCAGCAUUACUGGGAGACAGAGGUUGGACUGAGGAAUUACUGGGAAUUAGGGGUGAAAGGUCAUUUCCUCAAGUAUGAUGGCCUAAAAUAUGUCAUCUCCAAUCAGUCUUCACUAACAAAGCUAACGUUUCCAGAUAGACCUCGAAAGAUUGGGAUUUACCUAAACUGCUCCUCCAAGGAGCUUUCCUUCUAUGAUGCAGACAAGAUGAAACAUGUUCAUACUCUGAGCUCAAGUCGCAUGUCCCUGCCAGUGUCAGCUUAUUUUAACAUUGGACCCAGUAAGGACAUAGAUCGUAACCCUCUGACAGUGUGCUGGUACUGA